CUCACAAACGGCCCGCCCCACUUCCACGAAGCUCCUCCCCCUCCCCCUCCCAGGCCGCCGCCACCCGGCUCUCUUGGACUGGACCGGAGCGUAUCGGUCGGCCUCGAGCAUCCGCCGCUGGUUCUUCCUCGUCCUCGUAGUCGUCCUCGGGUUCGGGUGUCCGCUCCAAACAUGGCCUCCGACGGCAUGGACGAGCGAUCCCCGCUGCUGUCCACCCCCAACUCGGAGACCCCCGGCGCGCCUCCGUACCUGCAGGAUCCCAGCCCCCGAGCCGAGCUCCCGCCUCCCUACACGGCCAUCGCCAGCCCGGACGCGGGCGGCGUGCCGGUCAUCACCUGCCGCGUGUGCCAGUCGCUCAUCCACCUGGACGGCAAGCUGCACCAGCACGUGGUGAAGUGCACGCUCUGCAACGAGGCCACGCCCAUCAAGAACCCGCCCACGGGGAAGAAGUACGUGCGGUGUCCCUGCAACUGCCUGCUCAUCUGCAAGGACACGUCCAGGAGGAUAGGAUGCCCUCGACCCAACUGCAGACGCAUCAUCAACCUGAGCCCGGUGAUGGUCAUCCCCGAGGAGCAGCCCGCCCAGCCCGCCCUCCCCGUCCAGCCUGAGGGGAUGCGGGUGGUCUGCGGUCACUGCGGCAACACCUUCCUGUGGAUGGAGCUACGCUUCAACACGUUAGCCAAGUGCCCCCACUGCAAAAAAAUCUCGUCGGUGGGCAGUGCGCUCCCCAGGAGGCGCUGUUGCGCUUACAUCACCGUGGGAAUGAUCUGCAUCUUCAUUGGCGUGGGACUAACUGUUGGUACGAGGGACUUUGCCCGCCACUACAACGCCACCUACGUGUCAUGGGCCUUUGCGUACCUGCUGGGUCUCAUAUGCCUGGUCCGGGCCUGCUACUGGGGGGCCAUCAAGGUCAGCUACCCGGAGAACAGCUUUGCUUAAUGCCCCCCUCCCCCCAAAUGUCCUCUCGGCCCGGCAAGCGGCUGCUUCUGUGUCCAACUUGAUGAUCCGGUAGAAGUCCGUCCUGCCACGGCUAGCAUCUUUUGGAGGCUGACACAUGGCGGCUGCAGCGAGACGUCUGAUUGGAUGUCCGACGUGAGACCAACCUGGGAUGUGCAUCACCUUUUUGUUGCUGCAGUACUUCAUGGUGGGGGGGGGGAUCCAUCAAUGUACGAUGAAAACAUCUUAGCUUUUAGAGUAGCUAAUGAAUAUAGUCAUAGCCCGUCGUAGCUGCGCUGGCCCACAGGACUGCAAUCUACCGGUGGUGGUACUCAUCUCAUUUGCAUAACCGUCUGAUGCAUUUGCAUGUGGAUGCCGGAGGACGGGAAACGCCGUGGGACGCAAAGUCUGAAAAACAUGUCAAGGAAAAGAAAUUUUUCUUUUGGUCUUUUCUUUCGUGUCGCAAACAAGGCAGAGCCGCCACGGUCCCAUUCGCACCAAAUACACCAGCUCUGGUCCCAAAAUGGCCCCCAGGACUCACUUUGCACCCCCCUGCCAAAAUGUGUACACAGACACUCCAUAACGACUAACGUGUACUUUACCCCCCCUCCUAUAACUACUAACAUGUACUCUGCCCCCCCCCAUAACAGUACCCCUGCUCCUGACUAAAGUGGAGCCUGAUGCCCCCCUCCCAUAUUGACUAACGUGUACACUGACCUCACUUCAAUAAUGACUAACGUGUACACUGACCCCCCCUUCCAUAACGACUAACGUGUACACUGACCCCCCCCCUUCCAUAAUGACUAACGUGUACACUGACCCCCCCUUCCAUAAUGACUAACGUGUACACUGACCCCCCCUUCCAUAACGACUAACGUGUACACUGAUCCCCCCUUCCAUAACGACUAACGUGUACACUGACCCCCCCUCCAUAACGACUAACGUGCAAUCAAACCCUCACUUCAAUAACGACUAACGUGUACACUGACCCCCCCUUCCAUAACGACUAACGUGUACACUGACCCCCCCUCCAUAACGACUAACGUGUACACUGACCCCCCCUUCCAUAACGACUAACGUGUACACUGACCCCCCCUCCAUAACGACUAACGUGCAAUCAAACCCUCACUUCAAUAACGACUAACGUGUACACUGACCCCCCCUUCCAUAACGACUAACGUGUACACUGACCCCCCCCUUCCAUAACGACUAACGUGCAAUCAGACCCUCACUUCAAUAACGACUAAUGUGUACACUGACCCCCCCCUCAUAAAACAGCUAACAUGUACUGGGACCCCCAUAAGGACUAACGUGUACACUGACGGCACACCUCCUAUAACGCCGGCCCCCCCAUAGAGACUAACAUAUACAUUGAUGCCCCCUCCCAUAACACCAAACAUGUACUCAGACCGCCCCCCCCACAUAACGACUAAUGCCCCCUUCUAUCAGAGUACCCUGCCUCCAUAACGACUAACAUGGACACUUAAAAUAAAAUGACGAACGUGUACUCAACCCCCCCCCCCCCCCCAUAUGACCAGGGUGUACACUGUCGGGGGGGGGCAGUACACAUAUUGGCUGAAUGUACAUUGGCUGAUACUGAUGGCAACCAUACAUAUACACCAGGUGCCCCCCCCCCCACCAACAGGAGCUUUUUAAUGAUUUUUUACAUGACUGAUUUGACUACAGCAAUAAUCCCAAUAGUACCAAUACUCCCAAUACUUCCAAUACUCCCAAUACUCCCAAUAUUCCCAAUACUCCCAAUAUUCCCAAUACUCCCAAUAAUUCCUCUGAUGCUGUUUGCAUGUUGCCAAUUGCUUUUUUUUUUUUAUUAAAAGAAUGUAAACCUUUAGCUUUGCUCUCUGACCUCUGACCUGGCGCUGUGGGCGAGCCGGCCCACCAGAGUCAUGAGGCGGAUGGUGAUCAUGUGACACAAAGAUACAUACUUUGUACAUACGACGUGCGUGGAGGGCAAAGGUCAUCUUUUUCCAAAUGAUAAUUUAUCAAUAAAAAGGACA
Messenger RNA from Doryrhamphus excisus (bluestripe pipefish), 2951 nucleotides. It is a transcript of the gene pip4p2, whose product is annotated as phosphatidylinositol-4,5-bisphosphate 4-phosphatase 2. Gene Ontology annotation, biological process: phosphatidylinositol dephosphorylation. NCBI's taxonomy places the organism in Eukaryota, Metazoa, Chordata, Actinopteri, Syngnathiformes, Syngnathidae. Gene Ontology annotation, molecular function: phosphatidylinositol-4,5-bisphosphate 4-phosphatase activity. The record is from RefSeq and is a predicted model, not a curated record. Gene Ontology annotation, cellular component: lysosomal membrane; plasma membrane; late endosome membrane.